AUGAAUGGAAAAAGUCAACAUUUUCUUGUUAGUCGAUUGUUAGAAGAUAAUACCAAUAAUAGAUUUGAUAAUGAAAUAUCGUCAUCAUCAUCAUCAAAAAAUCCAAUCGAAAAUAGUUUAGAUGAUAUUUACAAUGUGGUUGAUGAUGAUGAUGAGAAUAGUGAUGAUGAAUAUUCACCACAAAUCAAUAUGGAUGAAUUCAUUCGCAAUAAUUCGUAUAAACUACUCGCCAAAUCUGACGAUGAUGAUGGUGAUGAGGAACAGUUUGAUCAUUCGGAUCAAUCAAUCGAUCCUACGGGUGAAUUUCUAUCUUCAACUAAAUAUCAUCAUACACAAACAUUAAUACCUGAAUUACACAAUAUUUAUAGCCAACAAUAUCAUAAAUCUGAAAUGAGCACUAAUCAAAUUCUAUUGAAUUCAUUGAAUAUGCUUUGGUCAAAUCCGUGUGCUACAUUGAAUUCUCCUGAAUUAACAAAACUUUUUAAACAAUAUAUAGAAUUAACCAGUCAGAAUAUAUCAACUACUACAAGACUGUCAUCAAUGCCUACAAUGACAAUGACUUCUACAAUGCCAAAAAUAAUGAAUACUUCCACUAAUACUUCAACUAUCAAUAUGGAUUUCAUGAAAAAUAAUGAAGGAUCAAUGAAAAAUCAUGGUUCCACAAAUACUAGUCAUUUCACUCCUCAAUCAAUACCUCCUUCGAAUUUAGUCAAUAUGAAACCUGUCAAAGAAAUAAAUCAUUCCGCAAAUAAAUUUACUUUAGAUUUUACUAAAGACAAUCUAACUACUAUCAAUAAUGAUAAUAGUAAUAAAUUUCAUUCUUACAAUCAACACUCUUCACUGUAUAAUCAAGCUGAAGAAAAAUCAAUAAAAAAUAGAAGGGAAAUAUUCAAUACCGUUGUUCAACAGUCCAACAGUAAUACCAGUUAUAUUACCAUGGCAACAGCAACAAUAACAACCACUACUACUACGACUACCGCUAAUCAUAAUAAUCAUAAUCCUAGUGAUAAUGGUAAUGAUGACGACAGACUGUUGUCACCAACUAUUCAUACAAUGACAAAACGUAGAAAACGUCGUAUACUAUUUAGUAAAUCACAAACUGCUAAACUUGAAGAGUGUUUCAAUGAACAAAGAUAUUUAACAGCUUCAGAAAGAGAACAUUUAGCUAGAAUAUUGAAUCUGACACCAACACAAGUUAAAAUUUGGUUUCAAAAUCAUCGUUACAAAAUUAAACGUGCCACACAAUCUGAUGAAUUUCCAUCAAGUACAUUCAUUAAACGAUCUGAUAAAACAAUACCUAUAACAGAUUUCAAUUCACCAACUUCUUGUAAUUCACAAUCUUUAACAACUCAUACAAAAUGGCAAUCAUUAACACAUUAUGAAAGAAAAUCUUUAUUAAAUGAAAUGUAUAAUUUUAAUGAAUCAAACAAAUCAUCCAAUUAUCAUUAUUAUGCUAAUCGAUUGAAAACUCAGCAUUGUGCUGAUUUUAAAGAAAUAAAUGAAUAUAAUAAACAACAAUAUAAUUCAGAGCAUUUAACUCAACUGACCAGCUGUACUGAUUUAUUUCAAAAAUCAUGGAUAACCGAUUGGGUGAAAAUGAUUUCCAAUUCAUAUACAAAUGGUAAUGUAAUGAGCAUGCAAAAUACACAUCAUUUGCAUAAAUCAAAAGAAUUCGGCAAUAAUUAUGAUGUGUCUAUGAAAAUAAUGAACAAUGUGAUUGAUCGAUGUCAUGACGAAGAAUCACGGAUUAAUCAAACUGAGAUCAGCACUAUAGAUAGACUAUAUAAAAUGGAACAAUUCAAAUCAUCCAAACAUUCAAAUGAUACAUUAUCAUCUCAAAAAUUAUUAAAAAUAUAUCAACCUAUUUUAGAAACAAACCAGUAG
Schistosoma turkestanicum is the source of this 1884-nucleotide messenger RNA. The record is from the annotation of a GenBank genome assembly. Lineage: Eukaryota; Metazoa; Platyhelminthes; Trematoda; Strigeidida; Schistosomatidae.